Galdieria sulphuraria is the source of this 2151-nucleotide messenger RNA. Its product is annotated as tRNA (guanine-N2-)-methyltransferase. NCBI's taxonomy places the organism in Eukaryota, Rhodophyta, Bangiophyceae, Galdieriales, Galdieriaceae. Bases 102 to 1871 code for a protein of 589 amino acids. Gene Ontology annotation, molecular function: RNA binding. The record is from RefSeq and is a predicted model, not a curated record. Gene Ontology annotation, cellular component: nucleus. The transcript has a single exon. Gene Ontology annotation, biological process: tRNA N2-guanine methylation.
UUCUUAUCGACAUUUUGAUACACAACUAUUCACUCUUUCACACAAUUCUAUGGAAACUUGUCAUUGAUAAAUAAUAGUCAUGUUGAUCAAUUGUGUUGUGAAUGUCAUCAUUGAGAUGCAGCUCUAGUCUUCUUGUUCACCGUCGUCGCUGUGUUUUCAACCCAAGAAGGACUUGUAGUACAGUAGCUUCGUUGAUUGAACGAGAAUUGUUAAAGUUACAGAGUAAAGCAAUGAAAGGUGACGCUGAUGACGCAAACGAUGUAUUGACAAAUUCUUCUCAAGUCGAAAGCCGAAAGGAAACCAUUUGCGAAGGCAAGGGAAAAGUAGUAUACAACAGUGGACAAGUAUUUUAUAACAAAGCACAAGCAUUCAACAGAGACCUAUCAGUUCUCGUGUUGAACUACUUUGUUUCAACUUGUUUAAACGAAAUGGAACAAGAUAAGAAGCUUCAAAACUCCCGGGCACUAUCUUACAAACGAGUGAUCGAUGACAAGCAGAAGACUUGCAAGUACGCUCAAAUGAGACUUGAUUCAUCAACCUGGAAGAAUCCAGUGGACCAUUUUUCAGUCUUUGAAGCGUUUUCUGCCACCGGUUUGCGUGCCAUACGUUAUGCAACCGAAGUGCCUCAUCUGUUUCCCAUCAUAGCAAACGAUAUGGACCAGGCUUCUUAUGAAACCAUUCAACAGAGUCUUUUAUUGAAUGAGAAUGUACAAGGUAAGGUAUUUGCCAACUUGGGAGAAGCCACGGAUGUCAUGUACAAACAUCGUUUUGGAGCAAGUCAAUGGGAUAUUAUUGAUCUCGAUCCUUAUGGUACAGCUGCACCAUUUGUAGAUUCUGCUAUGCAGUCAAUUAAGAAUAGAGGUUUGUUAUGUGUUACCAGUACAGAUAUGCGUUCACUUGCAGGAGUACAAGGCGGUAUUUGUUUUGCACGUUAUGGCUCAGUCCCUUGUACUUGGCCAAAGGCGUAUCGCAAUGAAGUUGGACUUCGCAUUCUUUUAUCAUUUCUACAAAAAACAGCUAGUCGAUAUGGUAAAUAUGUGGAACCCCUACUAGCAAUAUUUGUAGAUUUUUAUGUGCGAGUAUUUGUACGUGUCUAUGAAUCCGGUUUGCAAUCACAACGUUCGAUACAACACCAAGCUUAUGUAUAUGCCUGUAAUAGUUGUCCAUCGUUUUUCUUACAACCACUUGGUGCUAUUAGAAACUUUGGAGAAGCCAAUGAAAAGGUGGUUUGUGCCAAAGGCCCUCCUGUAGAAGGCGCUUGUCCUUAUUGUCAUUCGGAACUUUCUCUCUAUGGACCUAUCUAUACAGGAGCUAUCUUUCAACAAAAUGUAGUUGAAAAACUACUCCAUCAACUAGAAAACGAUUCCAAAUGGUCCUAUUUACCUUGUAAAGAGCGUCUAAAAGGAUUUCUCACAGUGCUUUGUCAUGAAUGUGCUGAUAUUCCUUUGUUUGUGGAUUGCAAUGAUAUGUCCAAAUUGCUAAGAACGAGUCCACCUCCACAAGCCUCCAUUCGUGAAGUGUUAAGAAAACGAGGAUAUCGAGUGUCUACUUCUCAUUUGAGACCAACCGCACUGAAAACCGAUGCACCUUUCGAACUCAUAUGGGAUAUCAUGAGAAUAUGGGUACAGAAGAAUGGAUUGAAUAAUAUAAAGCCCCACGAUGCCGCAUCACGCAUCAUGGCAACGGAACCAUUUCAUAUUUCACCCGAAGAGAUUGACUUUCAGAUACAUAAAGAUGCUUUCAAUAGUUGUCAUUCGGUUACUAGAUAUCCCCCACUGGAGAAACAUCAUGGUCCAGGAAAGAGAGCAACCGGAAAGAGAAAAAUGGAUCCAAACAAGUUACCAGGGCAAGAUUUAGAAGAUGAAUUAUAAUAUAUUAUCCAUUCUUAUUGUUAUUCACAAAAGUAGGUACAAUUUGAGUCUGUAUUCGUUCAUUGGGAUGAUGCAAACGACGAAAGAAUCGUUCAUCCUUUGAAAUGGCCAACAUUUGUUCGGUAUGAUGCGAUGAGAGCCAUUGUUCCCAUUCUUUGCUAUGGUAAUACAAUAAUGGUUUGUAAGAUAAUAGAUAAUGAUUGCUGUCUGGCUCACAAUAAAGUUUCCAACUCUUCCACACGUCCCAAACAACAUCCAAAGGUGCAUUGGUUUUCAAGCC